Molecule: messenger RNA, 1419 nt
Organism: Pectinophora gossypiella (pink bollworm)
Lineage: Eukaryota; Metazoa; Arthropoda; Insecta; Lepidoptera; Gelechiidae
Product: alpha-(1,3)-fucosyltransferase B-like
Exons: 1
Coding region: 1-1419 (472 amino acids)
Cellular component (GO): membrane
Molecular function (GO): alpha-(1->3)-fucosyltransferase activity
Source: RefSeq, a predicted model, not a curated record
AUGUGCAGAUUAGAAGCCGUACAACCUUCCGAAACACGCAGAUGGCCACGAGACCCUUUCAACAGUCUCCAAGUUACUCCUAAAUCAAAAACCUUGAAAAUAUACUCCAAAUUCCUUCUGAAAGUAAUCGCAGGUGUAACUCUACUAUCAUUUAUGAUCUUCCUCGUCAAUAUAAGACUAGAUAGUGGUAAUCAGUUAGAUAUUUCACCCAAAAAUAAGAGUAUCGAUUACGAUAAUUAUGCAAACAUUAGAAAUCCAGCUUUGGUAUGGUAUACUAGUGAAGUAUGGUGGAUACCAUUCAAUAGAAAGCUGGUAUGCUCAAAAAAUUCGAAGUCUGUCGAAUGCGAGGUUUUCCGCCAAGAAUCCGAGCCGGAUGAAGUCGAUGCCUACCUAUUUUAUUCGGGUUAUAUUGGGAGGUUUCCUUUACCGAGAAGACCAGAAACCAUCUGGGCGUUAGUUCAUGAUGAGACACCUUUGAAUAGACUGCCAUUCAUGUAUGAAGCUGGACUGAACCUUUUCAACUUCUCGGCAACUUUUAGCAGGUUUAGCGACGUACCGAUGCCCUUGAUAUGGUCGACUGGUCUUUACGACAUAACCAGUCCAACGUUCUUUUUAAAAACAUCAGUAAAGAACUCUUUGCUCGGGGGAAUUGCCCCAGUUAUAUUCAUGCAGUCUAACUGCGACACGUCGACAGAAAGGGAUGCUUAUGUGAGGGAACUUGGAAAGCACAUCAGGAUUGACUCCUACGGGAUGUGUCUGAGAAAUAAGGAGCUACUUUUGCCAAAAAUGUAUCAAUACGAUGAAUCUGUGGUUUACAUGACUCAUCUUUACGGUGAAGAGAUUUUAAAGUUCCUAGCGAAGUACAAGUUUAUAAUCGCAAUCGAAAAUGCUGUCUGCAAUGAUUAUUUGACGGAGAAAUUCUGGAGAUCCAUCACAGUGGGAACUGUGCCGAUAUACUUCGGCUCGCCGCUGAUCAGGGACUGGCUGCCGAACAACAAAUCAGCCAUACUGCUGGAGGACUUCCCCACGCCGGAGCUGCUCAGCCAACACCUGCACUACCUCCUGAACAACGACACGGCGUACGAAGAAUACCUCGAGCAUAAGACUCUAGGAAUCAUUACAAAUCAGAAAUUAAUCGACAAACUUUUCGAAACUCCUACUGAACUUUCAGACGUGGUCCAACGCCUAGAAUGUCUUGUUUGCGAAAAACUUCAUACCAAGAGUAAAGCGGUAAAUAUGGUGACGAAAAAGCACUACGAUUGCCCAUUGCCGGUUUCGGCUUUAAGUUUAUCGGUGAAUCCGAAGAAUAAGUGGCUUAAGCUCAUAGACGAGGCUAAAGAGAAGGUGGACGGGUUAUAUGAAGAGAUCAGGCAGUUAAAUAGGACACGAAGAAAGUCAAAAAUUACGUGGGGAUGGUGA